UUGUCGCCGUUCCGAAUAUAGGGUCAGUGACGUGAUUGUUUACUAUGAUGGCAACGCCUCUCGCUCUCCCACAGUUUCUCGUGCAUUGUCUUGCAGUUCUCACGUGCCGGCGCACUUUUCUCGGCCUAAUUUGUGGGAUAAGAAGUAUUUUCUUGCGUCCGCCGUGUGGUACAGUUAGAUCGAUCGUGGCUGUGUGGUGGUUAGGGCGUCGGAGUCAUCGCCCGUGAUUCACGCCUGUACUGGGGAAGUUUUCCUGUUAAUUGCCGGUUAUCGCGUCGUGUAAUUGUCUGGCGAGUGGUUUCCUUGUUUUGGCGUGUUGCACCACGAUGGUGCGGUUGGUGUAGCUAGUGGUAUGGAACUGUCGGCUCUCGCGCGCCUCCUGCGGCCGGGAGACCGAGUGCGAGUGCAGACAUGUUCUCGGCGCUAGCGUAUCAGUUGUCCACCACAUUCCUGGAGGAGUGUGACAAGAAGAGCCCGCAGAACUCCGAGGCGGCCAAGUUCACGGACUACUUCGGGGUCUACGACAAUAUGGGGGCUUGCGCUUCCAAGUGCGGGGCGUCUCGUUUCCGGCGGCCCGUCCCCGCCAAGAUGUCGAAGAAGCCGGCGCCUGCGCCGACCUUACACAAGGUCAUCAUGGUAGGCUCAGGGGGCGUUGGAAAAUCCGCCCUGACUCUCCAGUUCAUGUACGACGAGUUUGUUGAAGACUACGAGCCUACUAAAGCUGAUAGCUAUAGGAAAAAGGUGGUUUUGGACGGCGAAGAGGUCCAGAUCGACAUCCUAGACACAGCCGGCCAGGAAGACUACGCAGCCAUCCGGGACAACUAUUUCCGGUCUGGCGAGGGUUUCCUCUGCGUAUUCUCCAUCACUGAACCUGAGAGCUUCGAUGCCACGCAAGAAUUCAGGGAGCAGAUACUUCGCGUAAAGAACGCCGAGAACAUUCCCUUCCUGCUCGUCGGCAACAAGUCAGACCUGGCGGAGAAGCGGCGCGUGCCGCUCGACACUUGCCGAGAGCGGGCGGCGGCUUGGCAGGUGCCCUACGUUGAGACCUCCGCCAAGACGAGAGACAAUGUGGACAAGGUGUUCCUGACCCUAAUCCGAGACCUCUCGCGACAAAAGGCGGGGAUCGAAGAAGAGCCUCAACAGCCGAAAACUAGAAGAAACUGCGCUUGCCAUAAACAGUGCUGUGUCAUCUGCUGAGACCGACGAAACAAAAAGUUACGGCAAAUCGGGUCAUACAUAUGGACAACCAAUUUAAAUCGUAGACCAGUCUUGAACCGUGUCUAAUUGACAGCGUGCUUUGUUUGCUAUAGCCGUCACUUUCAAGUUUAUUGUGAAAAGGUUCUACAGUCUGGCAAAAAAAAGUAGAAAUGGAACUUUUUAGGGUUCCGUAGUCAACUAGGAACCCUUAUAGUUUCGCCAUGUCUGUCUG
Molecule: messenger RNA, 1429 nt
Organism: Leguminivora glycinivorella
Lineage: Eukaryota; Metazoa; Arthropoda; Insecta; Lepidoptera; Tortricidae
Gene: Rala
Product: ras-related protein Ral-a
Exons: 6
Coding region: 412-1197 (261 amino acids)
Biological process (GO): Ras protein signal transduction
Cellular component (GO): plasma membrane
Molecular function (GO): GDP binding; GTP binding; GTPase activity
Source: RefSeq, a predicted model, not a curated record